CAGCAUCCGGAGUGGAGGUCAGCUCAUCCGGGAAAGGAAACAAGUACACCGAUAGCUGACCAACUCCCCCCAAACAGUAUCCCCAUCCCACCCCUUACGAGUGAGAUAUGUUGGGAACGGAUCCGCCCGCCAUCACGAUGGAAUUGCACCAUCAGGAAGAUCCAGCAAACACCCGCACCCGCAUUACAUUGCUGCUUUCCUAGGACAUCAGUGUUCUUUGCUGACCGGACCCAUCGUCUCCACUCUCCAAAACACAUCCAUAUGCCACGCCCGCCAGUCCGUCCAGAGGACCGGCAACGCGUCGCUCGGGCCUGCCAGACAUGCAAGGCGUCCAAAAAGCGGUGCGACGGCGUCCGGCCGUGCGGCUCGUGUUCGAAAAAGGGCCUUGGCGAGAUAUGUCGUUACGUUCCUGGGCGGCGGGGCAGUUCGCACAGAUCCAGGCGGCCUCCUGCCACCAGCAGCAAUAGGGUGAGCGGGGAGGAUGAGUGCGACAAUGAUAACGUUUCGGAUGUGGUGUCGUCGCCUUCAGCCGCUUGGGGUAGCUAUUGCGAGAGCAACCCGGAAGUGACCCGGGUCCUGCCAAAUCCAAGGGUUAGGGGUGUGAUUGAGGAAGAGGAGGAAAUCGGUGCCGAUGAUGCUGGUCUAGACAGCUCGAUUGAUACGCGGUGUUCUUCUCAGCAGCCGGCUGUGAUGUUGUCUAGCUCGAGUGGGGAGAGAGUAUUCAUUGGCGACACUGCUGCGAUAUCGUUUCUACGCUUCCUGCAACACACUCUCAAGCGUCAUGCUGGACCGUCCAAUUUCACCGAUGAUCAAGACACUCAGCGGCUGUUUGAGGCUGCUGAUCCUGACGCCGUCUCGCCAGCUUUCCAGGAUGAUCUCAGUUUUGAGGACAAGGAAGAGUUGAUCCGGUGUUUUCUUGACGUGUCAAGUGGUCUUUUAGACCUUUUCAGCCCAGUCGAGCUCAACCAGCUCCUGAAGCUAUCCGCAGAGCAAAUAAAUUCGAAUCGCAACGAACCCCGAGCACGCAAGCGACCACAUGAAGCCUCGCUCGCCUCACUUUAUCUGAUGAUAGCCAUCGGAGCCCAAUGCCGCGGCCACGGUACUUCAGACGGCGCUAUAGCGACUAGAUAUUUCACGCAGGCACGCAAAAUGGCCUUUGACAAAAUGCUUCAGGACCCGACACUGGACCUGACAAGAGCCUUUAUGCUGAUGGCCUUCUACAUGUUGGGCGCUUGCCGGCGCAACUCGGCAUUCAUGUACAUUGGCGUGGCUUCCAAGGCUGCCGACAUACUGGGACUGCAUAUCGAGGGCCAGCAACGGAAUUUGAAGCCGGAUAUGAGGGAUGCACGCAUGCGAACAUCCCAAAGCCUCCGGGUCCUAGACGUAGUCUGCAGCUCCAUCCUCGGCCGGCGCAGCAGCGCCAUGCCGCUCGGGGCCGGCCCAGAGACCCAACGCAAACCCCACCAGGAUGAAAGUCCACAUAGCCACCGGAGCACCGCCCUGGCCGCCAUUCAUGAUCUUUCUUCUGUCCUCGACUCGGCGGUGGCCAAGUCGACAGAAGGCGAACUAGACGCUCGAUCGGCAGAGGCCUUUUUGCGCACGCUGCGGCAGCGCAGCCGCGAUUUUCCGCAGUCCCUUCGCCGUGGGCCGCGGGACCUCUUGAGCUGCGGACGGGGUGUCGCAAUAGGGAAUAUUCAUGUCGCUGGAGCGUAUUACUUUGCUGUGAUCUUGAUCACGAGACGGUUUCUCAUUCGCCAGGUCAUGCCACAGCUGCGAGGUUCGUCACGUCGUAGCGGUGGUGCGGCCGCCCACGGUCCUGAUGAUGAGCUCGUCUCAGAGUUGUCCCGAGCCUGCGUCGAAGCGGCCACAUACAUGGCACAGACGUGUCGACAAGCUAUGGAUUGUGGGUUGUUGCUGGGGAAUAUGUGCAUUAUCAAAGCAUGGAUAUUCGCCACAGGGCUAGUGUUAGGAUUUUCCCUCCUUGUCGACGAAGUCAAAGACGCAGCCGGCGCGACGGAGAGGCGUGAGGCAUUCCGCAGCUCCCUCCACAUCUUGGGCGAGCUCAAACGCCUCAGCCCGCAAGCCGGGCAAUACUUUGGCAUCCUGGCCAACUUUCGCGACGCCAUCGAGCAGUACAGACAGCGGCUACUACAGGAGAAGAGGGAAGAAUCCUCGAGGGACAGCCUGGUGGAUCGGAUCUUUUCGCCGCUGCCAUCAAUCUCGGUGGCGGAUAGGGCUCAGCCGCAACAGCCACUGGAGCAGCACGAGGAACAGCUGGCUGGUCUGUCGCAGAUGCCCACGCCCGAGAUGACAAUCUUGGACGAUGAGAUUGCGACUUGGCUCGGUGAGGGGUCGCUUCCGUUUGAUGGGGUUGGCGACGGGCACCAGCAGUGGAUGAUGUCGGGGGAUCAGGAUGUGAUCAUGCGACUUAUAUGGGAUGGCUGAGGGGCAUUAAUGGGGAGGUGUAGAAACCCGAUAUUGUGGCGAUUGUACCAAUUGAUAUGAAAUGAUUAAUUCAAGCGUGCUGUUCUGCAUCUCUAACACUACACGGAACAGACUACCACAUCAUCGCUGACGCCUUCCAUAACUUCACUCAAUCUAAAUAAUUAGGUAGGUCAGUGAGUAGGUUAAUAGUGGCACGUAGUUUGGA
Molecule: messenger RNA, 2650 nt
Organism: Pyricularia grisea
Lineage: Eukaryota; Fungi; Ascomycota; Sordariomycetes; Magnaporthales; Pyriculariaceae
Exons: 5
Coding region: 262-2445 (727 amino acids)
Biological process (GO): positive regulation of transcription from RNA polymerase II promoter by galactose; DNA-templated transcription
Cellular component (GO): nucleus
Molecular function (GO): zinc ion binding; DNA-binding transcription factor activity, RNA polymerase II-specific; RNA polymerase II cis-regulatory region sequence-specific DNA binding
Source: RefSeq, a predicted model, not a curated record